Plectropomus leopardus (leopard coralgrouper) is the source of this 2264-nucleotide messenger RNA. Its product is annotated as matrix metalloproteinase-17. The record is from RefSeq and is a predicted model, not a curated record. Lineage: Eukaryota; Metazoa; Chordata; Actinopteri; Perciformes; Serranidae. Gene Ontology annotation, biological process: proteolysis; extracellular matrix organization; collagen catabolic process. Gene Ontology annotation, molecular function: zinc ion binding; metalloendopeptidase activity. Gene Ontology annotation, cellular component: extracellular matrix.
AUGAUUUCUCUGGCUCUUCACAAGUGGAUGAGGAAUACUUCACCGGAGAUGCUGCUGUUGGUGAAUAUAUUGUGGUUUUUACCUCUGACUGGAGCGGCUCCGUCUCAGACUACCGAGCAGCUGGACAUGGGGGUGGACUGGCUGAGUAAGUUUGGCUACCUCCCGCCCCCUGACCCAGUGACUGGUCAGCUACAGACCAAGGAGGCCCUGACCAAGGCCAUCAAAGCCAUGCAGAAGUACGGAGGGCUUAAGGAGACCGGAGUCUUAGACCAAGCCACACUGGGUCUAAUGAAAACACCCAGGUGUUCUCUGCCAGAUGUUUCUGAGAUGGAGGUGACAAUGGGCCGCAGGAAACGAGGCUUGAACCCUCAAAACAAAUGGAGUAAGAGGCAUCUAUCCUGGAGAGUGAGGACAUUCCCUAAGGAUUCAGCCUUACUGGGCAGGGACACUGUUCGAGCCCUGAUGUACUACGCCCUGAAGGUCUGGAGUGAUAUCGCGCCCCUGAACUUCCACGAGGUGGCCGGCAGUGAUGCAGACAUUCAGAUCGACUUCACUAAGGCCGAUCACAAUGAUGGAUAUCCCUUUGAUGGGCCAGGGGGCACCGUUGCGCAUGCAUUUUUCCCUGGUGAGAGGUUCACAGCCGGGGAUACACACUUUGAUGAUGACGAGGCCUGGACCUUCAGAUCCCCAGACUCUCAUGGGAUGGAUCUAUUUGCAGUUGCAGUACAUGAGUUUGGUCAUGCCAUCGGUCUGGUCCACACCUCAGCCAUAGAGUCCAUCAUGAGGCCGUACUACCAGGGUCCUGUAGGAGACCCUCUGAAAUACGACCUACCCUAUGAAGACAAGGUCCGCGUCUGGCAGCUCUACGGUGUCAGAGACUCGGUGUCCCACACAAAUCGACCGGGCAGCCCCGCCCAGACAGCUGAACCUCCCGUCCUGCUGGAUCUUCCUGAAAACAGAUCCACUCUCCUGCUGGCACGAGACGCCCCAGACAGAUGCACCAGUCACUUUGAUGCCGUGGCCCAGAUACGAGGGGAGGCCUUCUUUUUUAAAGGGAAAUACUUUUGGCGAUUAACAAGAGAGAAGCACCUGGUGUCUCUACGUCCCGCUCAGAUCCAUCGUUUCUGGAGGGGCCUUCCACCCAAUCUGGAUAGUGUGGACGCUGUGUAUGAGAGACCGGGGGACCACAAAAUAGUCUUUUUCAAAGGUUUGAAGUACUGGGUAUUUAAAGACAAUAAUGUGGAAGAGGGCUACCCUCGUCCAAUCAGUGACUUUGGCCUGCCCAUGGAAGGAGUGGAUGCAGCUUUUGUUUGGCUACACAACGACAAAACCUACUUCUUCAAGGACAGCCACUACUGGCGCUACGAUGACCACCUGAGGCGUAUGGACCUGGGCUACCCUAAAGACAGCACGCUUUGGAAGGGGCUGCCGCCACAACUGGACGACGCCAUGAGGUGGUCUGAUGGCUCAUCCUAUUUCUUCAAGGGGAAGGAGUACUGGCGAGUGCCAAGCAGUGACAUGGAGGCGGAGGCAGGAUAUCCCCGCCCCAUCGCUAAAGACUGGCUGCUGUGCACCGAGAUGCAGUCGGACUCUCCGGACACGGAGCCAAAAAGCACAGAGACGAGAGUCAACGUGCACCAUCACCCAGACCACGCAGAGAAUGGAUACGAGGUGUGCUCCUGCACCUCUGACACCGCCUCUCCUUUAGGCGCCCGGCCCUCCCCAUCUCCCUUGUGGCUCCUGCCACCUCUCUGGACGCUCUCGCUCUCUCUCCGCUCUGAACUGCUAUGAUGCCAAAGCAUGGGAAGUUCUCAAGCUGGGUACAAGACAGAGACUUGUUGCUGGAGGGCCAGUGGACAUUCAGUCCAAAUACAAACUGGAACAUUUUGUUCAUAUAAAUAUCAACUGGUAUGUUUUUGCUAUUAUUUUUGCUGUUAUUUAUUUCACAUGCCAUUUGAUGGUCUUUUAAAGCGCCUUGCAGUAUGAGUAGUACAUGCAGUUAUCAUAUUAUCAUACUAGGGUAUAUCUAGUGGGCAUCAAUCCACCGACAAUGACAUUGCUAGUACCGUGCUUAACUAAUUGAGUUACACAGUCCCGGUUCUAUGUCUUCUCAUAUUUACUUUUUUCACAUACAACAAGUCUACAGCAAUAAUGAAUGACAUCCUGGGAUGUAGGCGUUUAGCAGUUGGUAUCCUGAGAUUAAGACUGGUUUACACUAGGGCUGUCAAAUAAUAACAUUUUUUAAAUUGCUAUUAAUCGUAGAA